UCUGAAACAGAGGAAAGGAUGUCUUGUGCAAAGUCACAUAGCAAGGCAGAGCUAGCUGCGGACAAGCCUCAGGGCUUCUCGAGUCCCUGGCCUGCAUCCACUGUGCAUUCAGUGGCACAAAGCAGCUCUGCAAAUCCCACAUUCAUUACAAUACAAUAAAGCUUUGCUGCAUGGGUCUGUCUGGGUUUUUUUCCACAAUGUCUCUCAAACCCAAGAGUGAUUUGCAUUUUAAAACCACCCGUUACAGCACAGGAAAAUGCUGUUCAGUAGUUCCCAGAGCUCAGGAGUGAAGAUUCUCUCUCAGCUCUCUCCCAGUUCUUUUGCCUAAGAUAUAUUUUUGUCCACAUUGCACAUGACUUAUUGCUAAUGUUUAUGUCAUGAAUAUUCAUGAUAUCCUUGGGCUUCAAGCCUCCCGUGGAAAGGCAAUCACAGGAGGCAAUGGCAGCCCUAAAACUCCUACACUCCAUACAUACAGCAUGGAGACGUCAGGGUGAGGAGGCUUGUUUGGUUAGGAUGUGAGCUGUGGGAUACUAAUGCAGUCUGAAAGCCUUUGGGGAAUGCUGGUGAAGCUGUUAAACAGUGCAGCAAAGGCCUUUUGAACAAACAACUUCCACAGAACCAUAAGCUUCACUUAAUUGCAAGGAGAAGGACCCCCACACAGCAGGGGUUUAGAAUAUGCUCUGUCUCUCUUCACAUCUGUUUCUUUUUCUCAGGCAGUCUGCACAUGGGUCUCCCUUUACCAGAGAGCUUCCAGACUGGGGAAACUUCCUCCUCCUCAGAAGUGUAAGACCUUACCUGUCAGCAAUGGCACUGGACAUGGACACAGAGGAUGACCCCUUGUUACAGGAUGCCUGGCUAGAGGAGGAAGAUGAAGAGGUAGCCUUCAGCUCACGGAAGAGGCGUGAGGGUGCGCUGUUGUGUGGCAGAAGCCCCUGCAGAGUCAGGCCCCUGCGUGUCACUCUGCCUGUGUCUGGCUUCUGGAAUAUUGUUGGAUGGGUAUUUACGAACCCCUACUGUGCUGGCUUCAUCCUUUUCCUGGGCUGUGCCAUCCCUGCUGUGCUUGCUGUUGUCAUGUUCCUCCACUACCCAGCCCUGGAUAUUGACAUCUCCUACAAUGCUUUUGAGAUCCGCAACCACGAAUCCUCGCAGCGCUUCGAUGCCCUCGCCUUGGCCCUCAAGUCCCAGUUUGGGUCGUGGGGCAGGAACCGCCGGGACCUGGCUGACUUCACCUCUGAAACCCUGCAGAGGCUCAUCUUUGAGCAGCUCCAGCAGCUUCACCUCAACGCUUCCCACCUCGGGGUGAGCGCACGGGUCAAGCGCAGCACCCCACAGGGCAGGACGAGCUCCCCCAAGCCCCAUGGCCACCUCAACCCAGGAAACAGGACUUCCCGGACUGCGAGGGGUGCCCCGCGCUGGGACUACUCCAGCACUUACAUCAGUGCCAACACACAGACUCAUGCCCACUGGCGCAUUGAGCUCAUCUUUCUGGCCAGGGGGGACUCUGAAAACAACAUCUUCACCACUGAGCGCCUGGUCACCAUCCAUGAGGUCGAGCGUAAGAUCAUGGAUCACCCUCGCUUCCGGGAGUUCUGCUGGAAACCCCAUGAGGUCUUGAAGGACCUGCCCCUGGGCUCCUACUCCUACUGCUCCCCUCCCAGCUCCCUCAUGACCUACUUCUUCCCCACUGAGAGAGGAGGGAAGAUUUACUACGAUGGCAUGGGACAAGACCUUGCUGACAUACAAGGAUCCCUGGAGCUGGCCAUGACGCACCCUGAAUUCUACUGGUACGUGGAUGAGGGCUUGUCUGCAGAGAACAUGAAGAGCUCGCUGCUGCGGAGCGAAAUCCUCUUUGGGGCUCCCCUGCCCAACUACUACUCGGUGGAGGACCGCUGGGAGGAGCAGCGCCGCAAGUUCCAGAGCUUUGUCAUCACCUACGUGGCCAUGCUGGCCAAGCAGUCCACGAGCAAAGUCCAGGUGCUCUAUGGAGGAACGGACUUGUUUGACUAUGAAGUGAGGAGGACUUUCAACAAUGACAUGUUGCUGGCCUUCAUCAGCAGUAGCUGCAUAGCUGUCCUGGUCUACAUCCUCACCUCCUGCUCAGUGUUCCUGUCGUUCUUUGGCAUUGCCAGUAUUGGGCUAAGCUGCCUGGUGGCUCUGUUCCUGUACCACGUCGUGUUUGGGAUCCAGUACCUGGGCAUACUCAAUGGUGUGGCUGCCUUUGUCAUUGUGGGGAUUGGGGUUGAUGAUGUCUUUGUUUUCAUCAACACCUACCGCCAAGCCACCCACCUCAAGGACCUGCGGCUGCGCAUGAUCCACACCAUCCAGACAGCAGGGAAGGCCACCUUCUUCACAUCCCUGACCACGGCUGCAGCGUAUGCUGCCAACAUCUUCUCUCAGAUCCCAGCCGUGCAUGACUUUGGACUCUUCAUGUCACUGAUUGUGUCCUGCUGCUGGGUAGCUGUGCUCUUCACCAUGCCAGCUGCUCUUGGAAUAUGGACCCUUUAUGUGUGCCCAUUAGAGAGCUCCUGCCAAACCAGCUGUAAUCAGAAGUGCACCAAGAAGAGUGCCUUGCACCUGGCUGAAGAUCUCUUCAUUGCUUCAGAGGCCACCUCCAGAGCAGGCAGAGAGACACUUCCCUAUCUUGAUGAUGACAUCCCACUGCUCAGUGUGGAGGAGGAGCCUGUUUCCCUGGAAAUGGGGGAUGUCCCCUUAGUAUCUGUGAUGCCAGAAAAUCUGCAGCUGCCUGCAGAGAAGGGCAACCGGGGCCACUUGAUAACUCGCCUGCAGGAGCUGCUGGAACAGUGGGUGCUGUGGUCUGCAGUGAAGAGGAGAUGGGUGAUUGUGGGGCUCUUUCUCCUGGUUUUGCUGCUGUCCAUAUUCUUUGCUAGCCGCCUCCAUCCAGCUAGCCGUGCUCCGGUCUUGUUCCGACCAGACACUAACAUCCAGGUGCUGCUAGACCUCAAAUACAACCUCAGUGCUGAAGGCAUCUCCUGCAUUACCUGCUCAGGUUUGUUUCAGGAAAAGCCCCACAGUUUGCAGAACAACAUCCGAACCUCCUUGGAAAAGAAGAAGAGGGGCUCAGGGUCACCCUGGGGAAGCAAAGGGAGCAUAAGUGAUACAGGGCAGCAAGAUCUCCAGGGCACUGUGUACAUCUCCAAGUCCAGAAGCAAGGGAAGGCCGGCUGUCUACAGAUUCUCACUCAAUGCCAGUGUCCCUGCCCCCUGGCAGAUGGUGUCACCGGGAGACGGGGAGGUGCCUUCAUUCCAGGUGUAUAGAGUGCCUUUCGGUAACUUCACCAGGAAGCUGACAGCUUGUGUGUCCACAGUAGGGCUGCUUAAGCAGACGAGCCCGAGGAAGUGGAUGAUGACCACCUUGUCCUGUGACACCAAGAGAGGCUGGAAGUUCGACUUCAGUUUCUACGUGGCCGCCAAGGAGCAGCAGCGAACACGGAAGCUGUAUUUCGCCCAGUCGCACAAGCCCCCUUACCAUGGCCGAGUGUGUGCAGCACCUCCUGGGUGUCUUCUCAGCUCUAGCCCAGAUGGACCCACCAAAGGCAUCCUUUAUGUUCCCAGUGAGAAAGCAGCAUCCAAAGCAAAGCUGUCAGCCACCUCUGGGUUUAAUCCCUGCAUGAACACAGGCUGCGGGAAGCCGGCGGUGCGGCCGCUGGUGGACACAGGAGCCAUGGUGUUCGUGGUGUUUGGUAUCAGAGGUGUUAAUCGCACGAGGCGCCUGGACAACCACGUCAUUGGAGACAUGGGCAGCGUUAUCUACGAUGACAGCUUUGACCUCUUCAAAGAGAUUGGCAACCUGUGCCGCCUCUGCAAAGCCAUCGCCAGCAACACGGAGCUGGUGAAGCCAGGAGGGGCUCAGUGCCUGCCCUCGGGUUACAGCAUCUCCUCCUUUCUGCAGAUGUUGCACCCUGAGUGCAAGAACAUCCCUGAGCCAAACCUGCUGCCUGGACAGCUCUCUCAUGGGGCAGUGGGGGUGAAGGAUGGGAAGGUGCAGUGGAUCUCCAUGGCAUUUGAAUCGACAACCUACAAAGGGAAAUCUUCCUUCCAGACGUAUGCUGACUACCUGAAAUGGGAGACGUUCCUACAGCAGCAGCUCCAGCUCUUCCCAGAGGGCUCUGCUCUCCGGCACGGUUUCCAGACCUGUGAGCACUGGAAGCAGAUCUUCAUGGAGAUCAUAGGAGUGCAGAGUGCCCUGUACGGUCUCGUCCUCUCCCUGGUUAUCUGUGUGGCUGCAGUAGCGGUGUUCACCACUCACAUCCUCCUGCUGCUGCCAGUGCUGCUCAGUAUCCUAGGGGUGGUCUGCUUGGUGGUGACCAUCAUGUACUGGUCUGGCUGGGAAAUGGGUGCUGUGGAAGCCAUCUCCCUCUCCAUCCUUGUUGGUUCCUCUGUAGAUUACUGCGUGCACUUGGUGGAGGGCUACCUGCUGGCAGGGGAAAACCUGCCACUGCACCAAGCAGAGGACCCCAGAGCGUGCCGCCAGUGGAGGACGGUUGAAGCCGUGCGUCACGUGGGGGUGGCCAUCGUCUCGAGCGCCGUCACCACCGUGAUUGCCACCGUCCCGCUCUUCUUCUGCAUCAUCGCCCCUUUCGCCAAGUUUGGGAAGAUCGUGGCCCUCAACACGGGAGUCUCCAUCCUGUACACGUUAACUGUGAGCACAGCCCUGCUCAGCAUCAUGGGGCCCGGCACCUUCACCCGCAGCAGGACUUCCUGCCUCAAGGCUGUGGUGGGGGUGCUGCUUGCUGGCCUCCUGGGUCUAUGCAUCUGCCUCGUCCUGCUGAAGAGUGGAUUUAAGAUCCCUCUCCCCAAUGGGACAGCCCUGUAGACCCUAUGCCAAGAGCCAUGUGCUCUGUCCUCUUGCUCCCUUUCUUUUUUCUUUCUCUUUUUUUUUAAAGGAUAUUUUUUGUAAGAAAAAGAGGAAAAAAGCCCUAAAAAAAAAAAAACCCGAACCAACACCCCUUUUCCAGAAGUCUUUCAACUCCAGAUGCACUUUAUUUUCUAAUGGGUUUUGCUCUAAACUUGUAUUUAUUUUGGGUAGUGAUGGAUGAUGGACAGUGAGGGCUGUCCAGCAGAUGCCUCAGCCUGUGAGGAGGAGGGGAAGAGGUCUCCUCUCAGUUUUCUUUCUGCUUUGCUUUUCUUCCCUUUUCCUUUUUGUCUCUCUUUUUUUAAUGAAGAGUUUUCUGGAACGGCAAAGCGAAAAGGGGAGAAGUUGGGAAGGCCAUCUGCUCCCUCUCUAAACCCUUCCCUCUGUCUCUCCCCUUGGUCAGCACUGCAACAGUGACUCUUGAGGUGAUGUCCUACCCCCAUACCAAGCCUGUGCCUCAUUACCCAAGCCUUGGGAAACAGCAGUGAGCUGCUGGAUGGGCCUGGGAAAUAGGUUGUCUGGACCCCUUUGCUGUGCCCUGUGCCCAAGCUAAACCAGCAUUGAACUUGCUGCAGAGGAGCUCUUGUCAUGGGAUUGUCACUGUGGGAUCUGAAGUAGAGAUGCUGGGUGGCACCGCCUGCUGUCCUCGUCUGUGGAGGGUGUUAGGAGGCACGGCUUUCCCUUUCUUUCUGAAGGGUCAGUGCACCUUUCUCUGGAAUCUCUUGGGUCUGUGAAGAGCCAACAGGAAAGCAGUCAGUGCCCUCAGAAGCCUGCCCUCGUCUCCUUCAUCUUGGUGUUCUUUAGGGUAGAGAGAAAGCAGACAGCCUUGAGGCCCCUGCAGAGCCUUUUGGUCUUAACCUGAGGAUAGCAUCACAGAAUGGUUUGGGUUGGAAAGGACCUUCAGAUCACCCAGUUCCAACCCCCGAAUGAGCUUUAGGAUGUCCCUCCAUUAUGGAGACCGGAGGGCAGCAGAGCUUCAGCCUGCAGCUGCUGCCUGCUCGGAGCAGAUGGUUUAUAUUACAGUAAAAUGAAGUCACAAACUGCUGCCAUUAACAAGUACAUUUUAAGCAUCACUGAUUCUAUCAUAUUUUUAAAAUUGAAAUAGCUAA
Neopsephotus bourkii (Bourke's parrot) is the source of this 5981-nucleotide messenger RNA. RefSeq names its product dispatched RND transporter family member 3 (gene DISP3). Lineage: Eukaryota; Metazoa; Chordata; Aves; Psittaciformes; Psittacidae. Gene Ontology annotation, cellular component: membrane. The transcript is spliced from 21 exons. Bases 676 to 4833 code for a protein of 1385 amino acids. The record is from RefSeq and is a predicted model, not a curated record.